ACCUCUGAUGCAUUCCUGUGGGACUCAGCCCAAGCCCACAGUGGGAAUUCAUCGUAAGCACCGCAGUGAGUUCCCUUCCUUUGCCUCAAUGUAGGCCAGUUCUUCGUGAAAGUGUUUCUAAAAAGACUUAUUUUACGGAAGAACCAAUUACUGUGUGUGCGUGGGUACAUUCGUAAUUUUACCUCGUUUAUCUCUGGACAGUAAGUGUAUUCCUGACGACAAAAUGGAACCCGGUGGGGUCAGAUAGCGGCUGCUUUCCCCUCGGGGCCUCGGACGACCUCAGCCCCACGUAAGGACGACAUCAUCACACAAGAAACUGUUUUGCUUACUUCAACAUGGAGCAGUUUGAACAGCUGUUGACAUGCGCCAUCUGCCUCGAUCGCUACCGAAACCCGAAACUGUUGCCAUGCCAACACUCGUUCUGCAUGGAGCCCUGCAUGGAUGGCCUGGUGGACUACGUCAGGAGACAGGUAAAAUGUCCGGAGUGUCGCGCAGAACACAGGAUUCCGUACCAGGGCGUGCAGGGUUUUCCAACAAACGUGACCUUGCAGCGGUUUCUGGAACUACACAUCGAGAUCACGGGCGAACUUCCAGACCCGACAAGUGGUCAGGUCAUGGAACGUUGCAACGUCUGCUCGGAGAAGUCCUACUGUUCCGUGUGUGUCCACUGCGAGAAGAAGAUUUGCUCGGAUUGCAAGGGAGCUCAUAUGGACAUUCUGCGACGCGAGAUCGCGCGUAUCAACAACCAGGUGCGACGGGCUCUCCACCGUCUGCAAGACUCCCUGGCACUGGUCGAGAAGAACUCGCUGAGCCUGCAGCAGAACUGCUUGUCUGUAUCGGAAGAAAUCGACGAGAUCUACCGACGCCUCAGCAAAGCUCUUAAGGAUCGCACCGAAUUCUUGAGAGGCGAGAUAGAUCGAUACCUCUCGACGGAAGUGCGGAAUCUCUCUACUCUCAAACAGAACCUAGAGCUCGAGAUAUCGAACAUACAGAGCAACUGCGACCUGGCAGAUAAACACAUGACCGAGGCAGUUGAGUGGGACGACUGUGAACUAAUGGACGCCAAAGAAAUAUUUCUAAAAACUGUCGAGUUCAUCCGGAAUUUUGAAUACGAAAAUGCAGACUAUAAUCGCAGAGUGAGGUUCUCAAUGUCGACGGAUCCAAACCAGUUGGUCCUGCAUGUAGCUGGAUACGGCGAGCUAACAAUCAACAUGCCGCAUCAACCAUUUAUUGGCGUUGGGGGAAGUGGAGGUGGAAUUGUGUCCACCAGUAGCAGUACAGGUCUUCUUCAGCCCCCGGGUGGACCUGGACUCAUGCGGUCAAAGAGUGACCACCGCCUGGCAUCUCAGUUCAGGCAACAAGAAGAGCGAGGCGUAUAUGACAGAGGUUACGGUGAUGGCAGUGGAGAUCCCAGCGGAACCUCAGGCCGAGUGUCUCCUCUAGGCCGCAAGUUCGGCGAACGCCAUUCGCAAAACCGUGGAGGUAAUGACAGGUACGAACAACAGCAGUCCCGCUAUGGGGGGCGGUCUGGUGGAGGCGGCGACUACUCAGGUGAGUUCGAGUCGCCCUAUGACACCGACGGGAACAGACCCAGGUCCAAAUACAGGUCCAGAUUCUCACGUCACCACGGCGACAACGCGGAUUCUGACAACGACACGCAGGGGAAUCGGUCAGUGAGAUUCUCCGAGGGACACAAGGAGCGAGAGCGGGUGUUGGACACUGAGGACGUCGCUCGAGGCCCACUCAGCGGCAUCAGCCGCUUGUACGAUUCUCCGCGAGUCAUGAAGCGUCUACAGGAGUCGGAGCAGCGAGGAAAGAAGAAAGAGACGGUCCCACCCACUCAAACCCCGCCGCUGCAGGUUAAGGCCCCACAACAAGUUCCAAAGCGCACGCAGAGACAAGUCAGCGAGGAGGACGAGAUUUCCAAGAUAAAGCGUGCCAACAAGACUGGAGCUUCAGCGUCUGUGGCAGCGGACACCACGACUCAGCCUACCCAGGAAGUCGGCCGACCGGUGUCAGAACGGAUCGCGGCCCUGAAGUCGCCGCGAGACACGUCCUCGGACGAUAGAGACAGCAGUCAGCCGUCAUCACCCACGAGCAGACUGCCACCGCGUGACCUGUCGUCGCCGACCAGAAAGACUCCAGGAACUGAGGUGGCGUCCAGCGACGCCGAGUCCGAUGACGGCUCGUCAGUGAGUUCACUUCAACAAACGCAACGCAAGACACCCGGAAAAACCGGUUCCGGUAAUGUGUCCAGGCGAUCUUCCGGUUCUUCCGACGUGGCGCCCCACAAAAAAGCCACGCGCUCCGCCAGUUCUGACUCCAGCACGUCGUCUGAGUCUUCCGCCGCGUCUACCUCAGCAGUCAAGGCCACGACGACAACGUUCACACCUGAGGAGCCGAGACAGAAGGUGAAAGUUUCUCCGGCAGAGAGUCCGGCUGGUUCCGGUGCAUCCACACCGAGAAACCGCUUGUCCUCCACCGGUUCCGAUACUCCCAAGAAACCGUUCCAGAGUCGGUUUUUACCCAACAGACAAACACCCACCACAACCCCCCCACCGGCUGUGGAGACGCCGACUAAGGAAGAGGAGGAAGAUGAAGAAGAGGAAUCUGAAAGCUCCUCGGAGUCUGAGGAAACGGAUUCUGAAGAUGAGUCCGCCGAUGAAGCUGGUAAAAAGAAGCCUGAACCACCCGUCGUGAAUAAAUCUGCGAUGGAAAGGUCUGAUAUUGGACCUCUGCUCGCCCGAAGUGCCCAGGCGAGGGACACGUCUGAAGCCGCAAGGAAAAACAGCAAAGAUGAAACCAGCACGACUAGCUACGGCAAGUCACGCUACGGCAGCGGGGCAGAAACGACCCCCAGUAGUUACCGACAACCAUACGUCCCGAAGGACGAUCCUCCUGCCGCCCCUACAGGAAGCAAGUACCUUAGCCGGAGCCGCGGAUCGGUGGACGAGGACAGCUCCCCGCCGUCGCGGUACGGGUCAGGGAGUGGAUACACGAGCAGGUUCCUGAACAAGUCGAAGAGCUCUGCUGUGAUGUCUCCAGACGAGGAGGCGGACUCCGGAGGCAAAAAAUACUCCACCGGAGACGACGCCAGCAAGUACCCCAGUGGUAGGUCAAGGUACGCCGCUCUUAAGGAUAGGCGUGCCCGUCUGGCGAGGAGCAGGAGUUCCCACAACUUCGGCGGACCUGAUGACGAAGAGCCUGAAGACAGUCCUUCGUCUCCGACUUCGUCAAUGCCUGCGACAUACCUGGCAUCCCGGUACGGUCCGGGGUCCCAGAGCAGCAACGACCUCGCAAGAAGUAGAUCGACUCACGCGCUCAAAUCGAGGGACAACUCGCCUGACAGAUCUGCGGCGGGAACCGAGAAGGACGGCGCGGCGCUCAGCUCGUGGGCCAGGUACCUUAAGAACAAGUACGGCAACAAGGCCAGCAACAGGGACGGCGGAGGCUCGGGUAGCGGCGCCUCCUCAUCUCCUUCGGCGUCUGCAACAGCUGCCAGACGCCUCUCAUUGGGUCUCCCGCUACGUCACAACUCAGCAAGUGUCGACAGUUCAGAUGACGACCAAAAAAACCCGGGAGGCUCCCCCACUUCCCCUACAGCAGCUACGGUGGCGGCAACAGGUUUCGCGGCAGCGGCAGGUUCCUGCCCUAGAAGCCAGUACCUGCAGAAACGUCGCCAGCAGUUCAAGAUUGGGAGUCGGGGGAGCGAGCCUGGAUGCUUCACGUGGCCCCGCGGCAUCGCCGUGGGUCCCGACAACUCUAUAGUGGUCGCAGAUUCGUCCAACCACCGCGUUCAAGUCUUCGACGCUAACGGAAUCUUCGCCAAAGAAUUUGGCAGUUACGGCAAUUCAGAGGGCGAGUUCGAUUGUCUAGCCGGCGUGGCAGUGAACAGGAUCGGCCAGUUCAUCAUCGCUGACCGAUACAAUCACCGCAUACAGGUGCUGGACCCUUCUGGUCGGUUCCUCCGAGCCUUCGGGAGCCAGGGCACCGCUGACGGCCGCUUCAACUAUCCGUGGGGCAUAACGACAGACGCCCUCGGUUUCAUCUACGUUUGCGACAAGGAGAACCACCGUGUGCAGGUUUUCCAGUCGGAUGGAACAUUUGUCGGUAAAUUUGGAUCGUGUGGAAGUAAGCCUGGCCAAUUAGAGCACCCACAUUACAUUGCUGUAUCGAGCACUAACCGGGUCAUCGUGUCAGAUUCCAACAAUCAUCGAAUUCAAAUUUUUGAUGUCAACGGUCGAGUACUCACCACCUUUGGCAAUGAGGGCUCUGAAGAGGGGCAGUUCAAAUUCCCCAGAGGAGUAGCAGUGGACGACCAAGGUUACAUAUUCGUAGCCGACUCGGGCAACAACCGCAUACAGAUCUUCCAUCCAGAUGGAACAUUUCUUCGGGCGUUCGGAUGCUGGGGAUCAGGGGAUGGGGAAUUCAAGGGACUGGAAGGGAUCGCUGUCAUGUCCAAUGGCAACAUUCUAGUCUGCGACAGAGAGAACCACCGCAUUCAAGUUUUCUAACUGCUCCAGCAACAAACAGGCCCCACCUGAUUAAUAGAUGUGUGACCUCAGUUCAAACAAAAACCAUGCCGAGAACUCAAUCACCAGUGUACUCAACUCCUGGGAGAAGACUGACAACAAAAUUUAACCUACGAAGAUCAUAACCAACCGUGGAUAUGUACCUGAUGUACAUUAGAGUAUUGGUACUUAGCAUGAAAAUUAAAACAAUUUCUCUCCAUCAGAUUAUUUCAAGGGCAAUUACUUUUUAUGAAAAGUCUAAGCGUUCAUGAAAUAAUGAUAAAUGCAUUAAGAGAUCACAUUAAUUGCCAUGCUUUUACAUGUAGGAAGCUUCUGUUAUAGAGUAAAUGUAACUCCUCAGUGUUUUUUAAUAAUGAAUUAUUUCAUCAUGUUUUGCACUUUUUCUAGAGGUUUCUCUUCUUUUUUCUACUUAAUUUUUGAUUUUUGCUAAGCGAUGCUUCUAUAGAUCACUAGAUACACCUCAUAACCUUGAAAUAAAAUGGCAUAAGGAAGCAACCUUAAUUUGAAGCUGUUAAUGUUGAAUACACAUUAAUGGUAAUUGUGUUGAUUGGGUUUGGUAUCCAAAUCUGAUUUAACACUUCAGGUAAGAAGUAAAAUGGAAUAGUUUUUAAAUAUAAAUCUAGUCAAUAAAUAUUUUCAUGAUAUAAAAUUGUCAAUGUUAAUUUAGAACACAGCCUUUGUAAUAUUUAUUAAUGUCUUCAGAAGUGCGUCUCCCAACUUACAACUUGUUCAGUUUGUAAAAAGUGUGUAUACUUGACACCCCAUCUAGUAAAUAAAAAGUUACAAAGUU
Molecule: messenger RNA, 5322 nt
Organism: Zootermopsis nevadensis
Lineage: Eukaryota; Metazoa; Arthropoda; Insecta; Blattodea; Termopsidae
Gene: tn
Product: tripartite motif containing protein thin
Biological process (GO): proteasome-mediated ubiquitin-dependent protein catabolic process; protein polyubiquitination
Molecular function (GO): ubiquitin protein ligase activity; metal ion binding; protein binding
Source: RefSeq, a predicted model, not a curated record